UCUUGCUUCUGUUGAGGGAACGAAAUAAAAUGGCAAGCCUCGCAGAACAAAUUGCUCAGCUUGCAAACCCUGCUCCUAGUUUCAAAGAUCCCGAAGAUGACAUAGAUGACGAUACGUCUGCAAAGGUGGUAAAUUCAUAUGUACCAUCAGAUUUAUGUGAAACAAAUGAGACCAGUCUUCUUAGGAAGAAGGUGACCCCAUUGCUGUCAGAUACAGAUGUAAGAUAUGCUGGUAGGAGUGUGUCGAGGAAGAAUCUACUAGGUGCUAGCACAGAAUCAGAUAAUGAAGAAGAAUUUUUAAGUGAAGAAGAAGGCAGCUUGGAAAGUAGUGAUGAAGACAGAGAAGACAGCGACCUAGAAGACAUUGAUCUGGAGACUUUCAAAAACAAACUCACAGAUAAAACUGCAGGGAAAAGGCAGAUAAAUGGAAAUACAGAACACUCAGAUGAUUAUGAAGAUGGAAGUGAUGCUAUGAGUGAUGAUGAUGAUGAUGACGAUGAUGUUGAAGGUGAAGAAACUGAGGAGGAUGAACUUUUGAAGGAUCAGUCUGCAAACCAACAGGAGGAUGAUAUUGAGGAAGAAAAGGGGGAUGUUCAGAGUUUAUUCAAGUCUGAUGUAGCAGAGGAAAAGGAAAAGGGCUUGGCAACAAGAGCUCAACUAACAAUGUGGGACAGCUUACUAGAAGGCAGGAUCAAACUUCAGAAAGCACUGAUAUUAGCCAAUCAGCUUCCUCAACCUAAUACUUGGCCAGCUUUUAGCAAAGAGGAAAAUUAUUUGGAAGCCACAACAGAAGUGGAAUCAGUAUUAUCUCAGUUGGAAAAUGCUCUUGCUGAACUGCAAACAUUGCUAUUACAACAAAAUCCAGAAGUCAAGCACCUGGUUGACAAUGGCCAACAGAAACUACCAAACAGUGCACAGGAUUCUGAAGAUGAAGAAAUUACUAGUGAGUCUGAAUUUGAAGAUGAUGAAAAAAAUGCUAAAAAGACAUCAAAAUCUCCAGAUCUGUCACAUAAAAGGAAAAUUACAGUCGAUGAAUUUCCAGAAUUCCUAGCUAAAAGACACAAAGCUUUUCAUUUGUACAGGAAUAAUACAAUACAGAAGUGGAAUGACAAAACCAAAUUAGCAGCUGGGAAAGUGAGCAGUAAAUCUUUCAGUGCAUUUGACCAAUCUACACUGAAGCAAAUUGAACAGGUUCUUUCUGAUAGAGAGCGUCUAUUAAGGAGGACCCAGUUAAAAAGAUCAUCUUAUCGUGUUCUUGGAAAAGAAAAAGAAGAUGAAGAUAGAACUGAGGCACAUGAACAGUUACCAAACAGGGACCACUUGAAAGAUUAUGAUGAAGAAAUAUUUGACGAUGAUGACUUUUACCAUCAGCUGCUUAGAGAACUUAUAGAAAGAAAAACAAGUGAUUUAACAGAUCCAGUGGCCAUCACGAGGCAGUGGUUAGAAAUACAGAAACUGAGAAGUAAAUCAAAAAAGAAAGUUGAUACAAAAGCAAGUAAAGGACGAAAAAUAAGGUACAACAUUCUAAACAAGCUGGUAAAUUUUAUGGCUCCACAAGAUACCACAACUUGGACAGAUGAAUCUAAGGAUGAUCUUUACUCAUCGUUAUUUGGCAAGAGGUUUCAAGGGGUGGCAGAUAACCAGGCUAACAAAAGCUGACCAGAUUUGAAAAAGCAGCCAUGCUGCAUCAAGUCUUAACACCACAUUGUACGCAUUAGUCACCCAGAGUUCAUCAAAAAUUUAUUUUUCUUCAUCUAACCAACCUUUCCUGACACUCACAACUGUAACAAUCUGGGAGAAUUAAGUCUUUAACCCAUUCUCAAAUGUGAGGUUUGUCAAGACAGUGAGCAGGUAGCAACUGAUAAUUCAGGUUGUUGACAUCAAUUAAUGACAUUCCGCUAUUCAAAAAUGAUCAACAAGCAUAAGUAAUACCGUGCCUUUGAUAAAUUCAACAAGAAUUGGUUUAUGUACUUGAAAGUAAAAAACGUUUAAAAUCUUCUGCUGUCUCAAGACGUUUUCAUUUUUUGAAAGUUCAUACCACUGCCAUUUUAUGAACUGUUUAAAAUAGUGCUAGGGAAAUGGGCUAUGCUGUAAAAAUGCACAACAGGUGUUUUGAAACUUGCCCAGGUAUUUUUUAAAAGAGUCAAACUGUAUUAUUGCCAAAAGA
This is a messenger RNA of Lingula anatina, 2166 nucleotides long. Its product is annotated as protein AATF. Gene Ontology annotation, cellular component: nucleus; nucleolus. NCBI's taxonomy places the organism in Eukaryota, Metazoa, Brachiopoda, Lingulata, Lingulida, Lingulidae. The record is from RefSeq and is a predicted model, not a curated record. Gene Ontology annotation, biological process: regulation of transcription by RNA polymerase II.